ACACUCGUACAGUCAGUUCGCGUUACGUACAAUUUCACGAGCGGUUGGAGAGUCUCGGGCAUCGAGUAGUGGUGGCUCGUCAGUCAUUCGGUUGAUACAAGAAAUCGCUCUGCCGUUGAUAGAAGCUAGUGAGAAGAUUCAUCGAAGAGAAAAUAAAAAAUUUGCAUGCAUUAUCGUUCGCGGUAAGAGGCUGCGAUGGGUGAAAUCGCUACUCGGGAAACUGAGUGGAUCGAGGAAACUUUAGUGCCAAAAAUAGCACAACGUUUUGGCCUGAAGGCAGAAAAUGUUCGUUGCAGUAUUUCGUUUCCGGAAAAUUGUUUUUUCAUCUCGUACGUAUGUUUCGUGGAUUUGGAGUUUGACAAAUCGAUCAAAACGGUUGGUCGAAAUAGUGAGAAACAAUUGAAAUUAGUGAUUAAAAAACUACCGUUGAAUCCGCUUCUCGUCAAGGAACUGAAACUGGUCAAACAGUUUCACAAUGAAAUAUUAUUCUACACGAAAUUCGCUAGUGGCAACCCGCGAUUUCCUCGGUGCAUCCACACCGACAAUGAUACCACGGAGGAUUCAGUCAUCGUAACCGAGAACCUGAGCACUCAGGGCUUCUCCAUUUGUCCUCAAACCCAUAACAUCCCAACUGAAUACAUCUUUUCGGCUGUCAAAGAAAUUGGCAAACUUCAUGCAAUCGCUUACGUAAUGAAGGAACGGGAAUCCGAAAGAUUUUAUAACAUCGUUAGCGCCAUUCAGGAACCGAGAUUGAACCCUGACGCCGAAUGGUUUGACAAGUACGUGAAUAUUAUUGCAACUCGUCCUAUCGACUGGCUUCGUCGCAAUAAUUAUGACAAAGAAUUUUGUAACAAGCUGGAAAAACACUUGGGAAAUGGAUUCGAGGAGAUAAUGUUGUACGCCAAAAGACCUGUUGAACCGAUCGCGACCCUGUGUCACGGUGAUUUCACCAGAAAUAAUAUUUUCUUUCGUAAUAUUAACGGAAAACUGGAAUCGAAGCUCUUCGACUUCGCUCUCAUAACGUAUUCCUCGCCAGCCAUUGACCUUUCGACGUUUCUCUAUCUAAACUGUUCGGCCGAUGACAGAAUUGGAAAGUUCAAUGAAAUUUAUCGCGCCUAUCACGACACGGUGAUGGAACAUUUGCGUGAUUCCGGAAUAAAGGAUUUGGAUAAAUAUUCUCACGACAAAAUGCUGGCUGACUACAAGAGGCGAGCUGCCUUCGGGUACAUGAUCGCCAGUUUUUUCAUGCCGGUUAUGCUCGGCUUUAUAAACGUUGAUUUCGAGACCAUUUUUCGCGAUCCGCUUGCCCAAGUACCCGAAGUCAUGAAAGCGGGCGGAGAAUUUAUGACGGAAAUCUUUGCUCAGAUGAUCCUCGAGCUCAAAGCCUUAGGAAGUUUCGAUCACGUGAUUUAGCCAUUCGUCCGAUUGCAGCGAAACAGAAUCUGCAAUCGUUCACUUUUACACUUUUUUAUAAACGAGUCACACAGUAUUAAGGAACGAUGUACAAAGUAUAUUGCAUAAUAAAAAAAACCUGUCGAGUUCUA
Messenger RNA from Venturia canescens, 1544 nucleotides. RefSeq lists its product as uncharacterized. The coding region runs from base 196 to 1413 and encodes 405 amino acids. The record is from RefSeq and is a predicted model, not a curated record. The transcript has a single exon. NCBI's taxonomy places the organism in Eukaryota, Metazoa, Arthropoda, Insecta, Hymenoptera, Ichneumonidae.